AUGCAACAGGUGUGUAAGUCUGCCGCAAGCAGUCCGACCCCACACACAGCAGUCCGACCCCCACACAGCAGUCCGACCCCCACAGCAGUCCUAUCCCCCCACAGCAGUCUACCCCCACAGCAGUCCUAUCCCCCCACAGCAGUCCGACCCCCCAGCAGUCCGACCCCCACACAGCAGUCCUACCCCCCCACAGCAGUCCCCCCCACCACAGCAGGUCGCCCCCCCACACAGCAGUCCGACCCCCACAGCAGUCCUAUCCCCCCACAGCAGUCCGACCCCCCACAGCAGUCCUACCCCCCCCCACAGCAGUCCUAUCCCCCACAGCAGUCCCUACCCCCCCCACAGCAGUCCCUACCCCCACAGCAGUCCGACCCCCACACACAGCAGUCCCUACCCCCCACACAGCAGUCCUACCCCCACAGCAGUCCUACCCCCACACACAGCAGUCCUACCCCCACAGCAGUCCGACCCCCCCCACAGCAGUCCAACCCCCACAGCAGUCCGACCCCCACACACAGCAGUCCUACCCCCCCACAGCAGUCCUACCCCCCCCACAGCAGUCCUAUCCCCCCACAGCAGUCCUACCCCCCCCACAGCAGUCCUACCCCCCACAGCAGUCCUACCCCCACAGCAGUCCUACCCCCCCCACAGUCCGACCACCCCCACACAGCAGUCCGACCCACAGCAGUCCUACCCCCCCCACAGCAGUCCUACCCCCACACACACAGCAGUCCCCCCACAGCAGUCCGACCCCCCACACACAGCAGUCCUAUCCCCCACAGCAGUCCGACCCCCACAGCAGUCCGACCCCCCCACAGCAGUCCCUACCCCCACAGCAGUCCGACCCCCACAGCAGUCCCUGCCCCCCACACAGCAGUCCUACCCCCACAGCAGUCCUACCCCCCCACAGCAGUCCUACCCCCACACACAGCAGUCCUACCCCCACAGCAGUCCGACCCCCACAGCAGUCCUACCCCACAGCAGUCAUAUCCCCCCCACAGCAGUCCGACCCCCCACACACAGCAGUCCUACCCCCUCAGUCCUACCCCCCCAGCAGUCAUAUCCCCCCACAGCAGUCCGACCCCCCACACAGCAGUCCCCCACAGCUUAGUCCCCCACAGCAGUCGACCCCCACAGCAGUCCGACCCCCCACAGCAGUCCUACCCCCCACAGCAGUCCGACCCCCCACACAGCAGUCCGACCCCCCACAGCAGUCCGACCCCCCACAGCAGUCCUACCCCCUCACAGCAGUCCACCCCCCCCCACAGUCCUACCCCCACAGCAGUCCGACCCCCCACACACAGCAGUCAGGCCCACGGUCCUACCCCCCACAGCAGUCCGACCCCCCCACACACAGCAGUCCCCCCACAGCAGUCCGACCCCCCACACACAGCAGUCCCCCCCACAGCAGUCCUACCCCCACAGCAGUCCUACCCCCCCCACAGCAGUCCGACCCCCCCCCACAGCAGUCCGACCCCCCCCCCACAGCAGUCCGACCCCCCCACAGCAGUCCUGUUUCCCCCCCAGCAGUCCUCCCCCCACAGCAGUCCGACCCCCCACAGCAGUCCUACCCCCCCCCCACAGCAGUCCGACCCCCACACAGCAGUCCCUACCCCCCCACAGCAGUCCCCACACACAGCAGUCCCCCCACAGCGAGUCCGACCCCCCACACACAGCAGUCCCCCCACACACAGCAGUCCUACCCCCCACAGCAGUCCUACCCCCCACACAGCAGUCCCACCACCCCCCCCACAGCAGUCCUACCCCCACACAGCAGUCCUACCCCCCCCCCCACAGCAGUCCUAUCCCCCCCACAGCAGUCCGACCCCCCACAGCAGUCCUACCCCCACAGCAGUCCUAUCCCCCCACAGCAGUCCGCCCCCACAGCAGUCCGACCCCCACAGCAGUCCGACCCCCCACAGCAGUCCAGACCCCCUACAGCAGUCCGACCCCCCACACACAGCAGUCCUAUGUUCUCCCCGUGAGUCUGUCAGGCGCCUCACGCCUUUGCAGCCGAUGAGCUAA
Molecule: messenger RNA, 2025 nt
Organism: Oncorhynchus masou masou (cherry salmon)
Lineage: Eukaryota; Metazoa; Chordata; Actinopteri; Salmoniformes; Salmonidae
Exons: 2
Coding region: 1-2025 (674 amino acids)
Source: RefSeq, a predicted model, not a curated record